AUGCAGAGCACGCCCGAUCUUGGUCACGUCUACGAAGCAGUGAAAAUCGGCCAAGUCGAAACAAAAGCCGCAGCCGAAAGCCUAGCGCAUCACGUCAACAGCCUCAAAAAUGAGCUCAACGAAACAAACACUAAAGCUCAACAAACCAUGGAAGUAGUUCAACGUAAUUCGGAAAUUGCGAUGGACGCAAAAACGGCCGCGAAAGAAGCCACGGAAAUCGGUAAAGCAACAAUGAAAAUGAUCAGAGAUAUGAAGCUCGUGAGCCAGCAAAACCAUGCUAGCAUCACGCCCACUUACGCCAACGUGAUGGCGAGGGGAGGGCUGGCGACAAGCAUACAUAACCCACAGAACCAGAAAGCAUCACCUGUCCAGACCGUACGCGAGAUCAUCAUCAAUAUCAGAGACCCUGUCACUAUAGCCAACAUCAGAGCGAUGAGUCCCCGUAGCCUCAAGUCACAUGUAGACCUCGCAAUCGCACAAAGCAGCAACGAACACAUAGAGAAGAUCAAGGUAGUAUCCUCCAAUCAGCUCAGGAGCGGUGACUUGAGCAUCAAGACGGCCACUUCAUCGGACAUGGUAGCGCUUAGACAGUUUGCAGAAGACUGGGAACAAAGGAUCGGAAACGGUGCCACUGUACGCAUUCCGACGUAUGGUGUCUUGGUACAUGGUGUACGCACUAGUUCGAUGGAUAUGGAUAACUUCGAACUCAUUAGAGAGGGGUUAUUGCAGGAUAAUAAGCCUUUCAUACCAACUGCGGAGAUCAAGUACAUAGGCUGGCUGACGAGAUCUUCGUCCUCUAAAUCAGCAUCUUCGGUCGUGGUCGAGUUCACACGACCGGAAGAUGCGAAUAAAGUUAUUGAUGAGGGCCUCAUUUGGCAAGGCGAGGUGUUCCAAUGCGAACUCUAUGACAGACAGUGCCGCGUGAGACAAUGCUUCCAGUGUCACAAAUAUGGCCACAUAGGAACCCAGUGCAAGGCAACAAUAACAUGCGGCUACUGCGCGCAAGAGCAUCCUACCCGGGAUUGCCCAACCAAGAGCGAUAGGGACGCACCACGGAAAUGUGCGGCCUGCAACGGUGUACACGAAGCCUGGAAUAACCAAUGCCCUGUCAGGAAGCAGGAGGUCAAUAAGGCCAAAGCGGCCUCUAAACUGCGGCCCAGAUAUCAUCUAGAGCUAGAAAGCUUCGUCACCAGGAUAUCUACCGGAACCAGAACGCGGGAGCGGCAAAACAACACCAACACAAUCACCAGGACAGGACGACCUAUUUUGGAAUCAGGCCGACCCCAGGACGCCAGUUCGACCCGGAGCAGGUCGCCUACCAAGAGGCUACAGAAAAGAGCGAACCCUGGCAGUGACCAGGUGGCGUCAGAUAAUCCCGAUAGCGAGAUCGUCGUAAACAUGGGGAGCCAGCGGCCAAGACGAACGGCAGCCGCUUCCAGGAGGGUCUUGGAAGCACUGGACGUCAACAGACAAACCACACAGCAUGGUCAACAGAUGGAAAUCGACGACCAAGAAUGUUAA
Molecule: messenger RNA, 1521 nt
Organism: Fusarium proliferatum ET1
Lineage: Eukaryota; Fungi; Ascomycota; Sordariomycetes; Hypocreales; Nectriaceae
Exons: 1
Coding region: 1-1521 (506 amino acids)
Molecular function (GO): nucleic acid binding; zinc ion binding
Source: RefSeq, a predicted model, not a curated record